Marmota monax (woodchuck) is the source of this 8750-nucleotide messenger RNA. RefSeq names its product olfactory receptor 13C7. Gene Ontology annotation, molecular function: olfactory receptor activity; G protein-coupled receptor activity. The record is from RefSeq and is a predicted model, not a curated record. Gene Ontology annotation, biological process: G protein-coupled receptor signaling pathway. Bases 94 to 1056 code for a protein of 320 amino acids. The transcript has a single exon. Lineage: Eukaryota; Metazoa; Chordata; Mammalia; Rodentia; Sciuridae. Gene Ontology annotation, cellular component: membrane.
UAAGAAGGUAAACAGUUCUUACAGACACUCCUGCAGCAGAUCACAUGCAUUCUAGCUGGUAUAGAAUUCCUGUCGGUGAAAGAAAAUAUUAACAUGGGAAAAUACAAUCAAUCUUCUGUGACAGAAUUUGUCCUGCUGGGGCUUACAGGUUACCCAGAGCUUGAGGCCAUUUACUUUGUGCUGGUCCUUUGCAUGUAUCUGAUGAUCCUGUUGGGAAAUGGAGUCAUCAUCACUGUUAGUGUCUGUGACUCCCACUUGCACACCCCCAUGUACUUUUUCCUCAGUAACUUGUCAUUCUUGGACAUCUGCUACACUAGUUCUUCUAUUCCCUUAUUUCUCAGCAGCUUCUUAACUUCAAAGAAAACCAUCUCCUUCUCUGGAUGUGGAGUGCAAAUGUUUCUCUCCUUUGCUAUGGGAGCCACAGAGUGUGUCCUUUUAAGUAUGAUGGCAUUUGAUCGCUAUGUGGCCAUCUGUAACCCUCUGAGAUACCCCAUCGUUAUGAGCAAGACUUCUUAUGUGCCCAUGGCUGCUGGGUCCUGGAUCGCAGGGGCUGUCAAUUCUGUGUUGCAGACUUCGCUUGCAAUGAAGCUUCCUUUCUGUGGUGAUAAUGUCAUUAAUCAUUUUACUUGUGAAAUCUUGGCGGUCUUAAAAUUGGCCUGUGCUGAUAUAUCCAUUAAUAUUAUUAGCAUGGUUGUUGCUAAUGUGAUUUUUCUUGUGGCCCCAGUACUUUUUAUUUUUAUAUCAUAUGUUUUCAUUCUCUCCACCAUCCUGAGGAUUCCUUCUGCAGAGGGAAAACAGAAGGCCUUUUCCACGUGCUCCGCCCACCUAACAGUGGUUAUUAUAUUCUAUGGGACCAUCCUCUUCCUGUAUGCAAAACCCAAGGCUAAAGACUCUUCAGGGGCUGACAAAGAACAAGUCACAGACAAAAUCAUUUCACUCUUCUAUGGAGUGGUAACACCCAUGCUCAAUCCCCUCAUCUAUAGUUUGAGGAACAAAGAUGUGAAGGCAGCUGUGAAGAAUAUACUGUGUCGCAAACCUUUUUUGCAAGGAAUGUAAAUGCUACUCUAUUUUUUUAUUGUUUUACUCUAAAUGCAAGGGUAGUUUUUACUUGGUGGUUCGAAAAUAAAUAUAAGGACUAGUGGUGCCACUAAUUUUUCAAAUUCUUAAUUUUUUGUGCCUGAUAUUUAAAUGAAAGAGAAAUGUAGGGAUAACCUUUUCCCUUCACAAUAGGUUGAAGAAGAGGAGAGACAGAAAUUUAUGAAUAAAAAAUUCUCAUCCAAAUCUCCCUCUUUCUCAUGGAUAAUGAAGUUUAGUUUAACUCUGAAAUGAUGAGUUCUAUAAUCUUAUGUAAAGGGAAAUAACAUUUUAAUAACUUAAUCUCUUCUAUGUGAAUCAGUUUUAUAGUCACGUCAUUCUUAGAAAAUCUAGUAGGAAGGGUCUUGUUAAGGGUCAGAGUACUAUAUAAAUUCAAAAUAAAGUGACCCAUAAUGAGAUAGAUAUGGUCAUAUAGAGGGGAUGGAGGAACACUUGGGUAUUGGGUACCUUGACUGGACAUAUGUCAUUUUCAUUGAAAAAUAUGAAGCUAUAUCCCCUAGGUCUGAUUUCCUUUUGGUUACUAUCUGGCAAGCACCCCACCUACCAUGAAAAGACACCUGGGGCAAUGUCACCUUUUGUUUAUCCAGCUGACAGUGAGUUUUGGUCUAUCUUGUGUUUAAGUCAGUGAGCAGUGGUAUCUUCAAAUAAGAAAUAUUGUUAUUAUCUUUUAACAUUGUUAUUGUUUAAUGGCUGAAAAAUUAGUUUCUAAAGAAUUUGACAAGGUUCUCUAAGAACACAAUAGUAAUUUACUAAUGAUAAUUUAGUAUAGUUUAACAAAUUAGCUAUUUCUGCAGUUACAUGAAUUUCCUGUAGAAUAGGAGCUUUCCUUUCAUUCAUUCAGUUAUUUGUUACUUAUUUAAUCAACAAGUAUUUAUUGAUACCUGUAUUGUCUCAGGCACUGUUCUAACUAUUGAAAAAAAUAACACAACUAAACAACCUGGAAAAACAAAAAUACAGAACAUGAGGAAGACUUUUUUUUGUUUUUGUUUUUUGGAAUAUAGACUAACAUUAAUUAGGGACAAAAAUAUAAAAAAAAAAUUACUUCUCCCCAGUUGGUCUUGGGUCUUGGUUGGGCUGAGCAGAGUAAUGGGUAGACUUGGAGCGAUUAAUUAAUUAAUUUAUCAAACCCAUUGAGUUACACUCCCAGCCCUACUGGGAGUAAUUUAAACGUGGUCAUAUGCUAUCUUCAUAUGAAAGUAUUUGAACCAUCUUUGAGAAAGAAAGAAAGGGGUUCAGUGAGAAAGAGGGGGCAGUGGAGUAAGGAAGAAAGCAGUGCAUACUAGAGAUUUCAAAGACAGAGAAUGAGAUACUGCAAAAAUGGAAUUAGGGAAAAAGGAAAAUAACAACUAAAUAGAAUUUUGGGGAAGUUUAGAUGCUGGUUUUGUGUGGCACUACCUCAUUGAGUCUUAGUAAUCUCAAUAAAGAUGAACAAUAUUCUUUAAGACAUUUUGUGAUGGAUUCAGUUUCUUUUUGCAGUUUUAACAUUCUAAGACUGGCUAUAGAUGAGCAUAAUUUGGGUAUGUAACAGACUUAAGGGGUGAUGGUGGUGGUGGUGGAGAUUCUCAACUACAGUGUAGCAUGUGAAGAGUUUUUGAAGGGAGUAUGUAAAAUUUCCCUUGAAGUGGGGGUGGUGUCCCAGGAAGGAAAGGGCGACUUAUGCUUAGCUGAGUUGGGAAAUAUCUCAAAAGACAUUUCAGAAGGACAAGAACGUAAAAGAGAAAUUGUUAUAAAGCAUCAGAACAGUUGUUUUGCCUCAUAUGCAUGCUGACAUUUCUCUGAAGGAGAAUUAAUACGUUGAUUCUGAAUUUUGUUUUUGAAUCAGGAUUUUUCAUGUGCUGCAAACUGAAUUUCCUUCGAAAGAAACAUUUACUCCAAAGUAUUUUUAGAGUACAACAUUUUCUAAAAGGUCAACCUACAAUAUUUGGAAUUAUUUUAAAGAUUUUUAUUAAAUUUUGAAUAUGAGUUUGUAGUAACAUUGGGGCAAAAUACAAACCAAGAAGAGUGAUGAUAUAUUAAGCAACAAUAGCAUAUAUUGCACUUCAUUAGCCACCCAAAGUCAAGAUUUUAUGAAGAGAAAAUAUUUAGAAUAAAUUUACAUAUUUGCUUAUGAAUGAGAGUCAGUGAUUUUUAUAUAUAUAUAUAUAUUUUUUGCCAAUUGAUUAUCAGAGAAUAUUGUACACUUCUAUGCUUUUUGUCUUGCCCAGACCAGAUGACUUUUUCAGUUUGUUUUAGUCAGUCUUUUCUUACCUGUUUCCUCCUAUGUUUUAAGGUAAGCUGAUAUUUUACCAACAGUGUUUGGAAUUGUGAUUUUGGGGAUGGAAUGAUAUAUAAUAUCCACUUUUCUUAUUUCAAAUACCUGGACUUGUAUUUUUACUAUCCUUUUUCAAUUUUAAUUAAUUAGUUCAUUCAACAGUUAAUUACCGUCAACCAUUUAUUUAACUUGGCAUUGGACUUUAUAUAAUGAACACUUAGCCAUGGUUCUGACAUUGAGAUUUCAGAAGCUAACAAAUGGUUAUAGCAUAAAAGAAAAACCAUGGUAGUAAAGGUAAGGGUCAGAGCAGCACAGAGUAAGGAAUAACCAACUCGAGGGCAAUAUUAGAAGGCUUUGCAGAGAUUGUGACAUUCUACCUGUCCCUUCUGACAUUGCUAAGAUUUCACUAGGGAAGGAAAGUGACAAUACAGAGGAAAUAGCAUUUGUUAUUAUUGUCCUUAGGUGUGAAAGAACGUGGAGUAAUUAUAAAACUACAUGGUGAAUGAACACAGUAUGUGUGAAAGUAAUGGGAACAAACAUGGUCAUGAAAAGAAGAUGAAAUACCUAGCCAGAAACAUAAAUUGGAACUAGAUAAAGUCCCUGGGUAAAAUAUAAAAAUAAUGGUAAAUAAGUUAAUGUAUCAAAGAUUUUCCAAAUGGAAGAGGCCAACAAAUAUAAUUUGCUCAGAAGCCAUAUGUGUUGGAUUUUCUUGGAUAAGAUUAAUUUCACUUUUUUAAAUCUUGACCUUGUAAGUUUACUUGUUUGUACUACUUAGACAACUUAUUUCUACAUUUUGUGAGAUCAUUUUCAUAAAGUGAUGUAGUUAGAUUAAUACUAAAAUUUCUAACUCUAGCAUUGUUUCCACACAUAUCUUCCUUUCUUUGCUCUGCUUGUAUUUAAAAUUUUGCCUCAAAAUAUGUCAGCUUAUUUUAUUUAUGAACUCAAAGGUGUCAGUUUCUCAUCAUUUCUUCCAGCACCAGUGUCCACUCAUCAAUUUUCUUCAUAUAUUCAAGCACCUUAUUCCUUAGGUUACAGAUAAUAGAAUUGAACAUGAGGGUAACUACACAAUAGACCAAGUCUAUUAGUUUGUCUGAAAGAGAUUUUUGUAUGUUUGCUUCAUUUACAUAAAACAUAUUUCAUAAAACACAAUCUCCUCUCUCAUGUGGACUGAGCAUGCAGAAGAAACCUUUUUACUUCUUCCAGCUGAAUUGAUUUCAGUAUAGCAUGGGUGGUAAAAAUAUAGAAAGCAGAAAUUAGCAGUAAUGGAGUAACUGAAAACAUUCCAUUGCCCAACACAUACUAUCGUUCUAGGAAAUAUGUAUGCACACUACUUUCAUUAAAGAUACUAUUUCAGAAAAAUGAUCAAUGAAUGACAUUUCUUCCACAAAAGGACAUUUGUAAUGUUAGUACAUUUAUGCCAGUUUGUUGAAAAAGCCUAAUCCAUGAAGAAAAGCUGCCUUCUAAAUACAAGGACUCUUAUUUAUGAUGAUGGGAAAACUUAGAUAUUUGCUGAUGGACACAUAGAAGUCAUACGCCAUCACUGCCAGAAGCACAGUAUGAACCCCAUGAACUGGAAACAGACACUUACGUAUUACAUCCCGUGAAAGAGUCUUUUUCUCUGAUAAGAAGUUUAUCAGUAUUGCAGAGACAACAGGGAUGAAACCUAGAUGUUCAGAAAGGAGGGGUUAUAUACUUAGGUAGGAGGAAGUAGAAAACCUAGAUGCUGUUCCAGGGAAGGAUUAUAUGAUUCCAGUUACAUCACUAAACAUAUGACAGAAAAAAAAUUUUUAUUUAAUUCUGGGUAUUCAGAAAGACCUCACAGGAUGAACUCAAUUUCAAUCGUCCAAUUUUUUUUUCAUUUUAUUUUUCAAAUCCAGAGUAAUUCAGAAAAGGAAACAGUGUGUGAAUUAAAUGAGUGAUUCCAUAUCAUGUGAAUUGGUAAUUGAAGUAGGAGGUCAGUCCUACAACUAUGCUAUCACUACCUGGAACAGUGAUAAAAACAGAGAGAUUAGUUCAUGAGGUUCUCCUAACUUAUGAAGCAAUUGAGCUGCUUUUGUAGCUUGCUAAAUGUACAACUUCUGUAUUCUAUUUUCGGAGACUGUGAUGCAUGAGAUUUAAAGGAGGGAAGAACCCUUUGUAUUUUUAUUUUAUGCUUUUGUUGGUGCAUUUUAGUUAUAAAUAAUAGUGGGAUUUAUUGUAAUAUAUUUGUACAUGCACAUAACAUAAUUUGGUCAAUUUCACUUCCCAGUACCCCUUUUUUCCCUCUCACCUUCCAUUCCCUCAAUUACCUUCCUUUAUUAUCUGUUUUUGUUGAUUUGGUUGAUCCACAAAUUCCACUUUGAGAAUAAAUAUUUUAGAGAAGGCAGGUCUGCUGCAGUCUGGCUGGGCACAAAAUAACCAAGCCACCACAAAAGCCUUGUAGAUUCAAACAGCAACUCUUUAUUCCCGAACUCUCACCGGCACUCUACACGCACGUUCUGGGAAAAUACACUCCCUCCACUGGGCUCUGCAUACCAAUACUCUCAGAACCCCGCAAGAACUCAACGGGAACUCUAGGAGUGGGCGCCUGAGGCAGCAGGAUAUGCCCUAAUCCCAGCAGGAUCCGCCCUAAACCUGGAGCCACCCUAUUCCAGCAGGAUCCACCCUAAACCCAGAGCCACCCUAAUCCCUGAGCAGGGUCACCUUUCAACCCAAAAAUGCCAUGCGUCAUCCCUACUUGGCUAUGGCUCUCAGCAUCUCCCCCGUUCUGUUUAAAUAAACAACAAGCAAUGUGGCUUAGGGACCGUGCCUGUUAGGUUGUCCAAUUCAACAUAUGGUCCUUACCCGUCAUCGGAUGAGCUGACCUCUAGGCAUCAGCCUCCUGUCUUAGGUUGGUACCACUGCAGUUGGAUCAUACCCGUCACUGACUACCGGUCCAGCAUACAGCCAUACUUGUGGAUAGGCCUAUGCACCAGUGCGGGGGUGAGGUUCUUUGCCUCACCUCUGUUGGCCCCCAAAUUUGGCCUUGGUGCCAGUGGGGGGGUGAGGUUCUUUGCCUCACCUCUGUUGGCCCCCAAAUUUUAGACCAUCACUAGCAGAAGGGAGGAGGAUACAGAAAUGCCACGACACCAAGCCAUUGACGGCUCCUUUGGAAAAAUUGUAUCACUGGUGACACCAUCAGCAAAGAUAGGCCAGCACUACCACAAUUUGCUGCACCAACAGAUAGUUCACAAAGCAUACAAGUGAUACAUAGUCCAGGCAAGUUCUGCAAGCAGUUCAAAGCGGAGGAAUCUAUCAAUAUGUCCAUUUCCUCCCAAAGUAAAUCAACUCCUUGAUUGAGCAUUACUUGUUGAGUUAUUAUUCACUGAUGCAUCAGUUUAUACAGUUUACUGUGAUAACUAUCAUAGAAGCUGUAGUUUGGUUUUAUCUUUGUCUUCACCGGCACUGGGAUGAAGAUAGGAAUUCUGGCGAUGAUGCUAAAACGAAAUUAUGUAACAUUCCAACAGGUACUAAGAAAACAAUUUUCUGAACAAUUUACAUUAUCCUGAACAGAAUUAUUAAAUAUAAUGAAAAGGAAAGGUGAAAGUAAACAAACAGAUCUGUUAACCUCCUUAUUUGUACACAUAUUAAAACAAUCCUCAACAGCUGUUUACCCAAUUUAAAUUAAACCAUUAAAAUCAUGUGAAAUAAAAAAUAUUCGGAUCCAUUUUUCAUGAGCGCUCCUCAUAUAUGAUAUAUGGACAUACGCACAUACAGACAUACAACACAAAACACAAGUGUGCACAGAAACGUACAACACAUAAGACAAUAGUAAAGUCCUUGUAGCUUUACACAGGUGAAAUCUCUAUUGCAAUGUUUAAAAACUCCAUAGUCAAAAAAUAAAACUGAUCAGAAAAACAUUAACCUAGGUCUGUAUGAGCUCAAAAAAUAAAAUAGAACUUUAUGAUGUGGAAAAAUGCAAUAAUAAAAUAGAUAUUGAAAAAAGCAUCCUGGUUAAUCACUGUCACAGAUGUAAGAAUAGCCAAGCUGGAGCUCUGGAUAUCAGCUGUUAUGGAUUUGAGUCAAAUCAUCUCCUUUUUGGUCUGUAGAAAUCACUUUGGUUAGUCUCUCUGGAAUCCAAAUUGGCUGCUGUUCUCCCUGUGGAAACACACAAACAGAACCCCGACUCCAGACAAUCACUGGGUCAGGACCUUUCCAUUGUCCUGUUAGAAUAUCUUUCUAAAGUACCUUAGGCUUAUGUACAUUUUUUGGACACAUAUGCCUUUCCGCAGCACUGAGCCCUGAUGAAUCCAAAUUUAAAAGUUUAGAGUAAAAAGGGUUAUUUUAAGUUUAUCUUUGGGGGAUAUAUACCCCUUCCCAAUUCCCUCUUUUUGCUUUAAUAAGUACAUUUUAAUAGUUUGACGAGCUCUUUCAACUAUGCUUUGUCCCUGUGGAUUGUAUGGGAUUCCUGUUAAGUAAAACAUUAACUGAUUUUUCUUCAGGGAUGAUGUUCCAAAAUAUCCUAUAUGCAUCCUUUGGAAAUUUAAAGAUCCUUUUAAAUUUAAGUCUUCCAAAAGCAUUUUGCCUUAGUUUUUAGAAUUACUUUAGUCCUUUUAAUUUUUUGAUGUGGUUUUAAACCAAAUUCCUUCUAGUUUAAUGUUUUCUAAAUUGGCUCUUGUCUGCAAAUUUUAACACCCUCAUCUGAGACUUCUAAUUUCUGCACCACCAGAAAUUAAAGUUGAUGGGCUUCUUGAAAAAAAAUACUAAUAAUCUCCUUGGUCUUCUAUUUUAUCCAGUAUUUGACUUUAAACUUCUCUCUUCUACCUUUUUCUGUCUUGAAUAUCAGUAUCUAAUAGUUGUCUUAGCUUUUUGCAUUUUUUAUCUGAAAUACCUUUAUUUGACAUUUUUAACCAUUUUUUAUCUUGUUUCUAUCUUCUAGUUUUCUUUUAAGGUUUUUACAUUCACCCUUAGUUGCUUUUUUUCCUCCUAGUUUUUUUUGUUUGUUUCCUAUUUUGUGGGUCUAAAAUUCUUGUCUUCCUACAUCUUUUUUAUCUUCCUACAUCUUCUCUUUUUUUUCACCUUUCUGUACUUCUGUCUUCAAAGUUUUUCACUUCAAAUUUCUAAUAUUCUUUCUUCAAAUUGCUUUUAUCCUAUUAUCUUCCCAUUUUCAUGUUUUUUUUUAAGUAAUGCUUUUAGGAUUAACUAGGCUUUGAAUGACACAAUCUUUCCUCCGUCAUGAAGGCAUCUUAACCACCUUCAAUUUAACCUUUUAAAGCCUUUUGUAACUUACUUAGACAUUUUACAACUUUUUACUUUACCACACAAAGAUUAUCUCAUCUAGAAACAUUUCUUUUUCUUUUAACCUUCCAUAUUAAAAUAUAUUUCCACAUCUUGAAUCUUUUAAUAUCUCUUUUCUAGCCAUUAACCCUUUUUAUAAAUUCACAUU